Molecule: messenger RNA, 1911 nt
Organism: Trichoderma asperellum CBS 433.97
Lineage: Eukaryota; Fungi; Ascomycota; Sordariomycetes; Hypocreales; Hypocreaceae
Biological process (GO): DNA repair
Cellular component (GO): nucleus
Molecular function (GO): DNA binding; catalytic activity
Source: RefSeq, a predicted model, not a curated record
GGAGCCGCGUACACUGAGUUGCGCUCCAUGAAUUGCAGCGCUAUGUCGACGUCUUUCGGCCAGAGUAUUUUAUCAGUGUUUGAUGUCUGGGAGGACUCGCUAGCAUUUCUUUCUGAAAUACUAGAGUCUAGAGAGGCGCCAACCGAUGAAAUACAAAGUCUCUUUGACCAGAGCCUCGCUGGAGGUGCAGAGGACUGGCAUUGCCUGAUCGACUGUGCACGGUCAAUGCGAUGCAUGCAUGAUCACGAUCCUGACAGCCUUAACGGCAGCGACAUCCUAACUUUUGUUUGUGAGAUACUCAAUGGACGCCACGGAGAGCCAUCCCCUCCCGAGGCUUGGGGAGAGACGGAUCGCCUGAUUGCGCUCGCGAAAGACUUGGAGAGAGAUGUUGAGAUCUUACCACCCUCGUAUCCUGCUUCGCAGCAAGCUCAGGAGAUUGAAUCAAGAAGACCACGCGUCAAAAAAACGCGACUAGGAGUAACAUCUCAUUACUGGGCUGACAGGCCUUCGACCCAAAGUGGCAGCAUAAAGAGCGAGCAGAGCACGCGUUUGGACCGUUCUGUACCUGGAUCCGGCUAUCGCCAAUGCAGCCAAGCACGAUUACACGAGGAGGCCAUCCAUCCGGGCACGAGUACUUUCAUUGACGCUGUUGGUUUUGACGACCCACCUUCAAAUAUCGUGGCGUCACUCGACUGUCCCCGCUUGAAUAACCUAAGGUACUCUCAUACCUUAUGGAAAUCAGAGGAUGAGAGGAAACCACCAAGAAGCCAACGCUCUGCUGAAUCACCAUACUUCUCGCAGAAACCGUCAGCAAGCAACAGUCCAUCAAAAACACGGCCGCCACCGGGUACUAUUUCAUGUAUUCCGUUUCCUCCUCUUGAUUCAUCGUCGUUUGGGAUAAUUCAAGAGGAGCUGGCCCAUGACCCAUUUUGGUUACUCAUCGCAAUCACGUUUCUGAUCAAGACGAACGGGAAACUAGCUCUGCCUGUUUUUCGUCAGGUGAGAGAGCGAUUUCCUAUGCCGGCUGAGCUAUUAGAUCCGUCCAUCGAAGGAGAGCUCCUUGACAUGAUACGCCACCUGGGCCUUCCCAACGUGCGGCUAGCAUAUAUCCAAAGGUAUGCAAAGGCAUUUAUAGAAAACCCUCCCAAGGCUGGCGUACGGCAUAGAGUGAGGAACUAUGACAAACGUGCUAUCAGUCCUCUGUGGAGAGAUACCAGCAGCGGCGACUGUGAAGAUCCGGAGAGGUCGCAUCCACUACCUGAUGGCGACAAUCAGGAUCUCGAAACAUGGGAGAUUGGACAUAUGACUCAGGGCAAGUAUGCCAUCGACAGCUGGCGCAUAUUUUGUCGCGACGAGUUGCUGGGUCGAGCCGAAGACUGGAACGGGAAAGGCCGGGAGCCGGAGUUUCAACCUGAAUGGAUGAGAGUGAAACCAAGCGACAAGGAGCUCCGAGCCUGUCUACGAUGGAUGUGGAUGCGCGAAGGCUGGGAAUGGGACCCAGCGACGGGAGAACGCACGGUAUUGAGGGAGGAGAUGCGAAGGGCUGUGAACGAAGGGAGGGUUGAGUAUGAUGAUACUGGCGCACUGAGAAUAUUGGCCGAGUCGAGCGAUGAAGAUGUCAUGGAGAUGGCAUGAAGAAAGCAGGAGGAAUCUAACAGCAAGUUUAUAAGCGUAUAUUAAUCGGAGAGAGAAGAUAUGGGAUGAACCAUUUAAGCACUUUGAUUAGAUGGAUGUCACAUAGACGCAUGUUGGAGAUAGACAUUUGUUAGUCUUGGCAUUUGGAUAAUUCGCGUUAUCAAAGGACAGAGAAUAACUGUAGAUACAUAUGUAAGUGAAGCGCCGAAUUUUCCCCGGCUAUGAAUGACAAGAAGAGUGACAAACUCACGUCAUUAAUCAUGCAGAGAAGAUAAG